Molecule: messenger RNA, 1089 nt
Organism: Diutina rugosa
Lineage: Eukaryota; Fungi; Ascomycota; Pichiomycetes; Serinales; Debaryomycetaceae
Product: RNA polymerase specificity factor
Exons: 1
Coding region: 1-1089 (362 amino acids)
Biological process (GO): transcription initiation at mitochondrial promoter
Cellular component (GO): mitochondrial matrix; mitochondrial DNA-directed RNA polymerase complex
Molecular function (GO): mitochondrial transcription factor activity
Source: RefSeq, a predicted model, not a curated record
AUGGGUGCCAGUUCGUGCGCGCAUCGCAUGAGUCUAAGGUCGUUCAAUCUGGCCAUAGCGCCAUUCACUGCUGCCAAGCCGCGAGGCCUACCCCUGAUCAUAUCACCAGAGAAAUGCCAGGUGCUCAUUGAUCGGUUGGAUCUACAAUCGAAGUACCCCAAGGGGAAAACAGACGUGGUGGAAGUGUUCUCCUCCAACCCGUUAUUGGGGUCAAUGAUCAACAUGGAGAUCCAGCCCCGCCGCCAUUACUUAGUGGAACACGCUCGCAACCAGCUCAAGACAUGGAAGCAGAUGGUGGACACACUCAACAAAACUACGGGCAACCAGGAGCACUACCAGAUAUACCACGCCGACGCCUACCAGUGGCCUACGUAUACCAAUUUGCUUGAAAACGAGAUCAAACCGCAAAUGCAAGACCGCUCCCGUCCUCACGAUGAGCUCCUUCUUCUAGCCAACCUUUCGCUGCCAACGUUUGGUGAACUGCUUUGGGCCCAGUGGCUUCAGUGUGGCAUCUACCGCAACUGGCUCCAUCGCUACGGCAGAGUGCGGAUGCUUCUCCUUGUACCUGAAUUGUCAGCUCAGAAAUUCACCAGUUACCCCUAUAGUCUUCGCCGUAACCGGACCACCGUCAAGUUCGAGAUGUACGCCUCGUUGAAAUUGCAUGCUAUUACUGGUAACCCGAAAAAGAUGACCAGUUUUCUGUACCCGGGUGAAGGCUAUGACCCUCGCAGAAUCCUUGAUGACCAACCCAUCAUUCUUGAACCGGCGGAUGUGUCUCUGCCUAAAGCUCAAUUGGCCGUGAUCGAAAUGAUCCCUCACGACGUCGACCCUCACUUGGACCAUGAACUCUACUCGCAUAUCCUCCAGCAGUUCUUCUCAAGUCGUGACCAACAGCUUGUUGAUAUUCUUCCUCGAGUGGCUCCUGGUGCUGAAGACUUGGCUCCCCAGUUGGGGGAGUUGGCCUACCUUACUGCUCGCGAUCUUUCGUUGGAGCAAUGGCAAAACGUGUUUGGCGUGUUUGACCUGUGGCCAUUUAAACCCUCAGAUCUCGACUUUUUGGAUUUGGAAAUCUCCGAUCGCCGUACAUAG